AUGAUCCUCAUUUACAAAAGAAUAGGUACUAAUUGUGUGAUACUGAUGUUGCGGACCUGCCACUUAGGAGCAAGCGCCAUGGAAACCUUGCAGUAUUCUAUCAAGAUAUGCCGACACUGGAAGAGAAUCGCUUACUCUGCAAAGCCACGGCUUGAAUUAAUCGGCCUUCACGAUGCACUCAACGGAGGCUCUUGGUACGGGACUGCCGACUCACCCAUGGAUGACGCGCCCCAUGGUGGCAUCUCCGAAGGGAAUCUUCAAUUUACCCAAUGA
This is a messenger RNA of Fusarium poae, 273 nucleotides long. RefSeq lists its product as uncharacterized. The transcript is spliced from 3 exons. The record is from RefSeq and is a predicted model, not a curated record. Lineage: Eukaryota; Fungi; Ascomycota; Sordariomycetes; Hypocreales; Nectriaceae. The coding region runs from base 1 to 273 and encodes 90 amino acids.